Diprion similis is the source of this 4840-nucleotide messenger RNA. RefSeq names its product insulin-like growth factor 2 mRNA-binding protein 1 (gene Imp). The record is from RefSeq and is a predicted model, not a curated record. Gene Ontology annotation, biological process: regulation of gene expression; nervous system development. Lineage: Eukaryota; Metazoa; Arthropoda; Insecta; Hymenoptera; Diprionidae. Gene Ontology annotation, molecular function: mRNA 3'-UTR binding. The coding region runs from base 2168 to 4006 and encodes 612 amino acids. Gene Ontology annotation, cellular component: cytoplasm; nucleus; cytosol. The transcript has 8 exons.
UGUGCCGCGCUUGUCGCUAGAUACCCUAGUACUACACUGCGAGAGAGGAGGCACACGCUGUCGUUGUCACACGGUGUUGCGCUACGGAAUCGUUUUACCGUAGAAAUCAUUCGGAUUCAAAAUUCAACUCGAUUUCCUUCCAUUCCGAAGAAAAAAAAGAAACAAGAAGAAAGAAAAAUCAAGGUAAGAGAAGAGAGAAGAAGAAGAAGAAAAAGAAGAAAAAGAAACAGAAGCAGCAGCAGCAGCAGCGGCAGCGGCAGCAGCAGUGGCAGCAGCAGCACGGCCAGCAGCAGAAGCAGCAAGAGACGAAAAGGCUGAACAGGAAAAGAAAGAAGAAAUUAUCCGAGGAAAAAAAAGGGACAAGAGGUACCUACAGAGUCGUGAUAUAUAUUUUCGGACGCAAAUCAAAACGAGAAUCGACACGGUACGCGCGCGCGAGUGAGAACGCCACCCUUGCACACAGACGCGCGAACACACACACACACACGCACGCACACGCACGCAAGUGAAACACACGCAAGUGAAACACACGCGUGCGCGCGCGCGCUCACACGGAACACGCAUACGCACAGGCAUACGCAUACACACACACACACACACACUCGCGCGCACGCACGCACGCACGCACGCACGCAAGCACUCGCAUUUAGAGGCUGACCCGGGGUGUUUUGGAUUUAUAAUUUGGUGCUUGAAUAAUACGAUCGUGUGCCGGUGGAUCGCGAGGGAACCCAGUGAAAAUUUCGCCGUUGAACCAGUGCGCUUUCCCGCGAUAUCGCUGACAAUCCACCAUUUUGGCUCGGUCGCCGCUACCAGUUGUACUACGGGACGCGCUUAGCUCGCUGCAUGCUCCGCGCUACACGAUCAGCAAUAUUAGGUAUAGAGCAGAUUGAUAAACUACGACAAGGCGACGUCGACGGAGCUCGAUCGAAUUUCAUUCGAGAAUAUUUCCAACAAGGAACUCCGGCCGUCAGCGCGAAUAUCGUGUUAAGGUGGACGUAUGACGUGAUUACCGAAGUGAAAGGGAAACGAAGGGAGGGAACAAGAGUGCGAGAUAGAUAAGGAGGAGAAAGGGAUAAAGAGAGAAGCAGGAAAAGAAAGAAAGAAAGAAAGAAAGAAAGAGGGACGGAGAAAGACAAGUAAAGGAACGCGCGAGAGCGAGAAAGGUGAAAGGAGCGAAGAAGGGGCGAGUUGAAAAGGAUUUCGAAGAGAGAUACUUGAAGCUGGUAUAGUACCUGUACAACGGUGUACCUGUGCUUCCCUCUCCGCUUCCCGUUCCUCCGACAAGACGUUAUAGGACUUGGUUCAUCUCAUACAUUACAUCGCACGUACCGCGUGUGUGUCGCCGCGCCAAUUCUGUGUUUCCCUCCUAAUCGUAAGCGGCCGGCUCUGUUGGUCGUCGUCGCCAAAGAUUCCACCGCAACACAAAAGUGUCACGUGUUCCAACUGCUCCUACGCUCGAAAUUCAAAUUUCAACGGAAAAACCACUAGUUGGUGUAUGUGUAUACACGCGUGUACAUAUGAUUUCAAAAACUACCGGUAACUACCUCCUUCCUCCUGUGAUUUUGUGACCUCGUAUUAUUUGAUUGUUCAAACGAAAGACUGUACUGCACAGGGUGAAUAUUAUUAUACUAUAUUAUAGGAAGAUUGAAAUAAAGAAUCAAAGGAGUACGGGAAAACGGUGAAUAAAAGUAAAUAGCAGAUCGAAAGAUAAGACCGAGUGAUGAAAGAAAAAUUCUACGUAAUGAAGUAAAAACAACAAUAACAUAAGUAACGAAAUACAGAAGCAGCAUACUUAGUGUCUAAUUGGCUCCAAAACUGCUACGACUGCUCGAUUACUCUGCACAUCGCGUAAUAUUAAUAAUAAUAAAGAAAAACCGUAAUAACGACAUUCUUAUAUUCAUACGAAACGCUUGGUUCGCGAAUUCACUGGUUAAUUCCAAGUUAAACGUUAUAAUACAUAUACAUACUUUACUUCGGGUACCUGUAAUUAUCUACGGAAAAAAAAUCUGUGUUGUGUUUUUGUUUUCAGUUCGUUGCUAAUAAAUCCAGUGUGUGCCAGUGCAUAUUCUACCUCAAAGUUAGCGGGAGCUAACGAAAACUUGAAUCAAUUGAACGUUACUAUUACUGUACAUAUUGUUUCGUGUAAACUUAUACUAGCAAAAGAGCUAUGUCAAUGGAUAAAUUUGGAGACUCUGGAAUGCUUCAAAAGGAUAUGGAACGAUUGGAUAUCGAGGAUCGCAACGGCGAUGGCCAAAGCGCCAGCUCCGGAGGUAAGAUCGUGGUGAGCAACUUGCCAGCCCACGCAAGGUUCGAGGACAUCGAACCACUCCUGACGACCUACGGACAGGUCCAAAACGUGGAGAAACUUUCCUCGCGAGAUCCAAACACCCAGACAGUCCUGGUCAGCUAUGAGACGCAAGAACAAGCACAACAGGCUGUAAAUCAGUUGAAUGGGUACGAGUACGAAGGCAACCCGCUAAAGGUGGAGAUGUCGAGUCCGGAGAAUCGGCGGAGAGGACGCAGCCAGCGCGGGGGAGUCGCGUUUUCGGGGCUGCCUGGGUCCGGACGCCAGACCGACUUUCCUCUACGUAUUCUGGUUCAGUCCGAUAUGGUAGGUGCCAUUAUCGGUCGACAGGGCUCCACGAUACGUCAGAUAACUCAAAUGACUCGCGCCCGCGUCGACGUGCACAGGAAAGACAACGUUGGCUCCCUCGAGAAGGCCAUCACCAUAUACGGAAAUCCUGAAAACUGCACGAACGCCUGCAAGAAAAUUCUCGAGGUCAUGCAGCAGGAAGCCAACAACACGAACAAGGGUGAGAUAACCCUGAAGAUCCUUGCGCACAACAAUCUUAUCGGACGGAUUAUUGGGAAAGGGGGUAACACCAUAAAACGGAUCAUGCAGGAUACCGACUCAAAGAUAACCGUGAGCAGCAUCAACGAUAUCAACAGCUUUAAUCUGGAACGCAUCAUCACCGUCAAGGGUUCGAUUGAAAAUAUGAGCAAAGCUGAAUCCAUGAUAUCCAGCAAGCUCCGUCAGAGUUACGAGAAUGAUCUUCAGGCUAUGGCUCCCCAAAGCAUGAUGUUCCCUGGACUCCAUCCGAUGGCGAUGAUGUCGACCGCAGGUAUGGGGUACAGCUCGCGUGGUCCGGGUCUCUACGGCUCCGGACCAGCGCCGUAUCCCUACCAGGGAAGCAUGCCAGCCCAGCAGGGCGGCGUUCCGACCGGUGACACCCAGGAGACGACCUUCUUGUACAUUCCCAACAACAGCGUUGGUGCUAUCAUCGGAACGAAGGGUUCCCACAUAAGGAACAUCAUAAGAUUCUCGGGUGCUAGUGUCAAAAUUGCACCACUUGAACAGGACAAGCCGGCAGACCAACAGACUGAAAGGAAAGUAACAAUCGUUGGGUCGCCAGAAUCACAGUGGAAGGCUCAGUAUUUAAUCUUUGAGAAGAUGAGGGAAGAGGGUUUCGUGGCCGGUACGGAGGACGUCAGGCUUACCAUCGAGAUCCUUGUACCGAGUGCUCAAGUUGGUCGAAUCAUCGGAAAGGGUGGUCAAAACGUCAGGGAGCUACAACGUGUCACCGGAAGUGUCAUCAAACUCUCGGAACAGCAGGCCACGCCACCGCAGGCCGACGAGGAAACGACGGUUCACAUCAUCGGACCAUUCUUCUCUGUCCAGUCGGCACAGCGAAGAAUUCGCGCUAUGGUACUACAAUCCGGAGCACCAGGUAGCGGAACGCUGGGAAUCGGUCCUACCGGUGGGCUGCGGACUGGACGUGGCGGUAGCCAGGACGGUGGUUCACGUUCUCGACGUGAUGGUAGCGCGACGUCGCAGGGUGGCUCGUCGCAGCAGCGAUCGUCCUCCCCUGCCAGCCAGCAACAACAGCAACCAACGCAGCAACCGCAGCAACAGCAACAACAGCAGCAACAACAGCAGCAGCAGCAGCAACAACAACAACAACAACAGCAACAGCAGCAGCAACAACAACCACCACAGAAUCAGUAACGUUGAAGUAAACCACCCGAUGCCAACCAAAUGCCUCAAUUUAUGUAUCCAACAUUCUUCCCACACGGGGUGAUCUUUACCAUUUUGAAAUCCCGACAAGCAUAUGCGGAUCGACGCAUAUUGAUACAAUGUGCGUACAAUCAAUACGAACGCUUCGUAACUGCAGCCUAACCAUAAGAAUGAUAGGACUCGUAAUUCGAAGAUUCCAAGAAAUCCGCGAAAUUACCAACUCAAUUAUCCAGAUACACAUUACAUAAUAUGUAUACGGAUAACACGCAUAUAUGACGGGGACAAUGUGACACGUGUCUAUACUCACUAUUCUCUCUCUCUCUCUCUCUCUCUCUCUCUCUCUCUCUCUCUCUCUCUCUCUCUCUCUCUCUGUCCGUUCUUUUCACCUCUACACCUUUCUGUCGAACCACCUACCUUUAUACCCAUCCGGUCCCGACCCGACCUUGAAACUCGCCCUUUCUGCCAACCACUCUCCCUCGCUGUCUGCCACACUAACGGGGCGACGAAGGUGAAGAGACACGGUAGAAUACAUUUCAAACUGGUAACGCAUUCACCCCGUUGAGGAUGAUUAUGAUUAUGAUGAUGAAUGAUAAUGGAUGGAUGAUGAUGAAAAAGAUGAUGUUUAUGAUGAUGAUGAUGAAAUACACACAACCUUAUUACCUCAUUGAAAACGAUUAAAGAUGAAUAAUAUGACACAAUGAUCGGAAGCAAAACAAAAUGAAUAUCAAGUAAAAUGAAAAACGUUAAAGUAACUUUAAACUAAAAUUUAAGUAACAUUACAUUUUUAAUAACAAAAAAUACUGCAACAACAAAAAUAAUAAUAAU